AAAGAAGAUUGAAACCAAAUCAGUUUUGACCACAAAUAGUUCUUAAAAAAAUGAUCAAUAUCUUCUUCGGCCGAACCACGUCUAGAACAAAAAAGAUCCAUCAUCAUACCAGUAUGAAUAAAUUUCUACUAUUUUGGGAAUCUAGCUAUCUUUCAAAAUCCACAAAUUCAAGUGAACAUAUUUUAAAAUAGUAUCAAAAGUUCCAAAGCUUACAGAAAAACACAUAAUUAAAUCAAUCUCACAAAUUUUAUAUGGAUCACAAAUAAAAAUAUAAAACCCAACGGACAAGCCCCAUUUUAAAACUCUCUCUCUAUUCCUCUCUCUCUCUCUCUCUCAAUAAAACAAAAAGCCACGUUAUAAAAGAAACAAGUAGUAUAGUUCAUUGGUGUUGCUUGUUCAUGCCUAGCAAAUUCACUCACCUCACCAGAUGGGGUCCUUAGAGGAGAAUGAUAGUGAUAUUUUCAUGGAGCCUGCAUCUUAUUUGAGUCGUCGAAUAGGUCCUGAAUACCAGGCGGAAAUUUCUUUUGUGAUUAAGAAAUCCGAGCAGCUUCGAAUGUAUCCUGCUGAUUCAGAAUCUGUGCAUGAUAAAUCAUGCUCCUCUGAAAUUAGUUUGCCCUUCUCAAUCACAUGGAGUGAUGCUGAUACAAAGAGUUUUCUACUUGGUUUGUUUAUUUUUGGGAAGAACUUUGUUCAGAUCAAAAGAUUCUUAGACAACAAAGGGAUGGGGGAAAUACUUUCAUUUUACUAUGGAAAGUUUUACAAAAGUGAUGGAUAUCGUAGAUGGUCAGAGUGCAGGAAGAUAAAAGGGACAAACUGCAUCAUAGGACAGAGACUCUUUACUGGACCUAGGCAGCGCAAACUAUUAUCUCGCUUGAUUUGUCAUGUCUGUACAGAAUCACAAGAUGCUUUGUUACAGGUUUCUAAGUCAUAUGUCGAGGGCACAACUUCUCUAGAAGAAUACAUAUCUUCUUUGAAGUCUAUGGUUCGAAUUGGUGUUCUUGUUGAAGCAGUAGGUAUUGGCAAUGAGAAGGGAGACCUUACUAGGCUUGGUGUGGAACAUGGGAAGAACAGUCGGGUGUCUUCAGCUGCAACCAGCAAAGCUUUGUCUUCUCUUGGACCGAGUGAUAUAAUACAGUCUUUAAUAGGAGGAUAUCGGCUUAGCAAAACCAAAAGUACUAAACUCUUCUGGGAAGCUGUUUGGCCCCGCUUACUAGCAAGAGGUUGGCACUCCGAGAAACCAAAGAAUCGAGGCUAUGUUACUUCUGAAGAUUAUCUGGUUUUUCUUAUUCCCGGUAUCAAGAAGUUCUCAAGGAGAAAACUUGUUAAAGGUGAUCAUUACUUUGAUUCUGUUAGUGAUGUCUUGAGCAAAGUAGUAGCUGAACCAAAUAUUCUUGGGCUUGAAGAAGAAGACGAAGCUAAAGUUGGUAGCUUAAAUGAGGAAGAGCCAGGAAAGGGAUCAAAUGAAGUUGAUUUAUCUGAUGAUCAUCGUCAAUGUUACCUCAAGCCCCGAUCUUCUCCUUACAAAAAAGAUUAUACCAAAUUCAUGGUUAUUGAUACCAGUUUGGUGCGUGGCGGUAUGCCAUCUGAUCCAAUGGAAUUGAAAUCUGUGCCUAUUAAUUCAGUGUGUAAACUUGAGGUAUAUGCUGAUGGUAAUAGAUUUAAAGGGAAAAUAUAUACGAGGAAAGUAAGCCAUAGCACGGAUAUGUCUAAAAGCAUUGAACAGAAUUCGACAAAGUUAACGCUUACUGAUACCAAUAGACUUUCUGAAGGAAAACUAUUGAAGGUGAAAGCUAAGAUGCCAGAUGAAUUUGACGACGCUUCUACGAUGGCUACUGGUCUUUUUAGAGAUAGUAAGGGUGGAUCUUCAACUGAUGAUUUACCAAGGAUGGUAGAAGCUAAGAUGCUGAUAUGUGGUGAAAAUAAAAUCAAUGAAACUGAUAGUUGCACAGGUGUAUCUAACAGUAGCGCUACCAGUAAAAAAGAAGCAUAUGAUAAUAAUCCUGAUAAUGAUGCAAACAAGAUGGUUGAAAGCCAGAAAAGUCAACACGCCUACGAGUUCGAUGAUAAUCGGCUGAAGAGGAUCAUAAAGCAUCAAUUCAAUCGGAGAGUAAGAUCAAGUGAUUCUAAUCUUUCAGCUAUUCCUAUUAAAAGAAGGAGAUUGACUGCUUGUGCCAAGGCAGAGAAAAGCCGCAUAAUUGAGAAUUCUUCAGGAGGUUUGGGAUCAGAUAAACUCGGAUUCUCUCGGUCGUCUAGCUUUCCAGAUGCCAACAAAAAUGUUUAUGAUCCAACUAGUCAUCAACAGAAUGGAAGUUCAACUGCUUUUUCAGCAAACAAAAUUGUGGAAGAGAUUGCCGCUGUCUUUAACUCUCCUAUCAUGAGCCACAACUCUGGUAUGGUGAGCAAGGUUUUAAUCUCUCCUACCAUGAACAUGGCUGCUGCUUCUGUUCUUGUUCCACCCUCAAAGCCUAGCUCCUCUACCCUACCCAAUAUUCCAACACAUAUUGGAUCGAUUGACUCCAUCAAUCAACAAGGAGAACCAAAGGAUAAAGCUGCUGCUACUCAAAAGGAUGUGAGUCGGCUGGAAAAGAAUCAAAGGAAGAUGAGAAAGGAUAUCAAAAAGUUGCUUGCAGUACAAGAAAUAAUUCAAAAGCUUCUCCUUCGCGUCCUUGAGAAUCAAGCUAAUGUUUUUUCUGCUGUUCCUCCAGUAGAAGACCAACCUCUGCCUAAGCCGUCCACAUCAUUUUCUUCGCCGUCUAAGUAGUUUUACUACUUAUGUUCCUUAUUUUGCUAAUGACAAAAGGAUGCUUAGUGAUCAAUUCUGAUCUUUUAGGAUCUUUUUGGUGAAGUCUUUUUGGCAUACAAUCAACAAAUGAAGGUGUUUCACAUUGUUAUGAUUGUUGGUUUGUAGGAUUAAGAAUGUUCUUUUUUUCUUUUUGAACUAUUGUACUUUCAUGAUCAUGUUGUAGCCAUAAUAUUUUGAAUUAGUGAAAAUUACAGUUUUUGGUUUGA
Messenger RNA from Trifolium pratense (red clover), 3009 nucleotides. RefSeq lists its product as uncharacterized. The coding region runs from base 428 to 2761 and encodes 777 amino acids. Gene Ontology annotation, molecular function: transcription corepressor activity. The transcript is spliced from 3 exons. The record is from RefSeq and is a predicted model, not a curated record. Lineage: Eukaryota; Viridiplantae; Streptophyta; Magnoliopsida; Fabales; Fabaceae. Gene Ontology annotation, cellular component: nucleus.